Molecule: messenger RNA, 1626 nt
Organism: Rotaria socialis
Lineage: Eukaryota; Metazoa; Rotifera; Eurotatoria; Philodinida; Philodinidae
Source: the annotation of a GenBank genome assembly
AUGACCAAAGAACAAUUAACCACGAAUUGGCAGAGCGAAGCACAUACCAGCACAUCUGAAGAAUUAAUUGCUAAUUCUCUACCACCUCGCAUAGGUCCUUAUCGAUCUUUAUCGGCUAAACGACCGCGUGACCCAUCCCAUCGUAAAAGUGUUUCAUUUAAUGAUGUCCCUAUUGUACAUGAAGUUCCAUCGCAUGAUGCAAUGCGUAAUUCUAACUGUGAUACAUAUCGUUCAUGGGCACAUACAGAUGCAACACUACCUUCAUCUGGUAUUUCAUCGUUUUAUUCAUCACAAAUACUUUUACCAUUUAACUCAACGAGUGCUGCAGCUCAAAAGAUAAAUGCCAGCCGUUUAAGUAGUACUUUAUAUUCAACACCAUCAUCAUUCGCAUCAUCGCCAUCACCUGUAGCAACACCAGCAGUAGCAACAGCAACAACGACAACAACAACAAAUACUUCUGCUGCUGCUAAUUCAACAGCAAAUCGAAUACCUGAUUGGGCUGUACGAGCUAAAUCAACAAAACCUACAUCAACUGCAGAUGAAGCAACAACAACAAAUGAAAAUCAUUCAGCUGGAAAUCCACCGGUUAUUAUUGUUCAUCUACCUGAUGAAAGAACAAGUAGAGAUACAACACCUAAAUCUAGUAAUCAAUCAAUAUAUAAUAGUGUAUAUCUUCCGUAUUCUCACACAUCAUCAGGAUCAGCACUUUCUUCACCACAUAGUGUUGAAUAUGGAGAAGAGAGAAAACAUUCAUAUCGCUCAGCAAUGAUACCUGACACAGACCAUUAUCGUAGUAUUCCAUUUUCUUAUGCACCAAUGUCUGAUUCGGCAGCAACUUAUACUUCAAUGUUAUCUACAAAUUUAAUUCAAUCAAAUCAUUCUUCAAAUGAACAUUCUACAACAGGAUAUCCACGAGCAGCACGUGCUCGUUCAGCGACUUUACCAGUAUCCACAAAUCAUUCACCGACACGUGCCAAUGAUAAUGUUUCGAUUACACCACUUCGUGCAACAGCCGCAAAUCUUCUACCAAAUAAUUCAAAUGCAUCCACAAGAACUGUUUUACGACCAACAACAAUUGCUUUUCAAUGUUCACAACCAACAAACGCAACUAUGAAUUUAAACAAUGGCCCAUCAACAAUGACUACUUUAAUAGCAACUAACAAUACGAAUCAAUCAUCGACAGCAGCAACAACAACAACAACAACAACAACAAAUGCAACAAAGCCACCAGCAACACCAUCUCGUUUUGGUUCAACAGCUGCAGCAGCAGCUGUUCAUUCUCGUUUUGUUUUACCGUCAAAUCGAACACUUUCAACAGCAUCAUUAAAUUCAUCAGCAAUUAAAUAUACUUUUGCUCAUCCAAAUAUGGAUUCAACAUUUAUGAAUACAACAACACAGAAACCUCCCCAAACUACUUAUGCUCGUUCACGUUCAGCACAUGUUUUAAGCUCGAGACGUACAGCUCCGUCACCUGUUGUUAUGCUCGAUAGCCACUCUAAUGGAGUAGGAAUAACAACGAAUCCUACUACUAAUCUUUAUGCAACAACAAAACGCAAUCCAAAUGUUAGACAAACCUAUGGUUCUUAUUAUAUGCAUCGUGUUCUUUUACCCACAAGCAUUCAUUAA